UGUUUAUGCUCUGGUCCCGUGGAGGUGGGUCAGAGCGGCUGAGUCAUUGGCUGUCCAGACUCCACUCUGCACGCGAGGGUCAGAGGUGAGGUUUCCUCCAGUAAACUGCUGUGUAAACUCUCUCGUCCUUCCUCCGACUGUUUCCGUGCCUCUGUGUCGCUUUCUCCGAGGUGUGUUUUUCCAGCCAUGGGCCUGCAGUCGACACUGGGAAGCCUUCUGUUUCUGCUCGGCCUCUCUGGGAUCUGUGCAGGAUUUAAACAGGAGAACUGUACCCACUACAGUCUCCAGUUUGAUAGGACGUUCUCCGUCCCCGGGGACACGGCUAUGCUGAACAGCACCCUGGUGUCUCCGGAUGUCUUCAACUUCACAGCCGUCCCGUACAACAUCACCUGGUACGACUCCAAGACGGGCCAGGAGAUGACCAACCAGAGCGGCAGAAUCCUGGUGCGUGGGCAGACGCUGUGGUUUUUCAACUUACAGCUGGAGGACGAUGGAGAAUAUGUGACCAUAGUGAGAACUCCGUCUCGGUGCUACAGUCAGGACACCAAGCUGGUGGUGGAGAGUCCCGGAGAUUGUGGAAGGCCGAGGAAAGCUGAGCAAACCCUGACGAACGGAGUCACAGACACCCUGAACUGCCCUCUGAAGGACUACAUGAGCACACUGGAGAGCUACAACAUCACUUUCCAGAUCACCUGGUUCAGAGGCUGUGAGCGCAUCGUGGACGGGGAAGGCAGGUACACCUACAUGGGUCCGACCAAACUGAAGAUCGAUGGGGUGGAAACUGAUAACAACUCCUUCUACACCUGCACUCUGACCUUCUCUCUGGGCGGCAUGAGGGGGUCCGUGUCAGAGACCAUUGAGGCAUCGGUCAGAAGCGAGUACUCUUUGAUUCCACAAAUCCAUGAACCGGCCAAUGAGAUAAUCAAGGCAGAGAUGGGGUCCAGUUUCAGCAAGUGGUGCCGGGUGUUUGUGCGGUGUGUGGGGAGGCCAGAUGCUUAUAUCGUUUGGAUGGCUGGAGACUAUUCAUUCAUUCUCGACACCGAACCCGACCGUAUCUACACUUCGGAACUACGUUCGUGGAAGCAGAAGGUUCCCAUUAAAGGUGUAUGGAUGGAGCGGAUGCUGAUGUUCUCUGAGCUGAGGGAGGAGCAUUUCCACGUCAACUACACCUGUCUAGCACAAAGCAAUAGGGGCAGUCCUGUGGGCUACUUCACUCUGCUACCAGCAGAUCCAAACAUCAUGGUUCCCAUUGGAUCGGUGCUCGGCAGUGUGACGGUUCUGUUCAUCGGCAGCGUCACCAUCUUCUACCUUUUUAAGGUCGACAUCGUGCUGUGGUUCAGGAGAGCAUUCCCAGUCCUCUACACAAACACAGAUUUGGAUGGAAAGUCAUAUGACGCCUAUGUGGCGUACCCACAGCUCUGUGCCGUCGGGUUCAACAAAGAAGUGGAGGCGUUUGCUCUUCAAACACUACCCCAAGUGUUGGAGAAUGCCUGCGGAUACAGACUCUUCAUAGCGGGCCGUGACUGCACGCCGGGGAAGGCCAUCGUGGACUCCGUAGAGGAGAACAUACAAGCCAGUCGACGCCUCCUUCUGCUCUACACCGCCUCCACUUUCAUCAGCAAAAGACACACAAGCAGCACCAGCAACAACAACAACAACAUCUCUAAGAGCAGUGAUGGCGGAGACAACGGAGAGGGUAAGACCAGCGAGAUCAGCAGCAGCACGAGUUAUGAUGGCAGUGAAGACGUCUAUCAAGACACAAGACAGCAGAUGGAGUGUGUGACAGCAAUGCACAGAGCACUAAUGGAGGGAUCUCUCAAGGUGAUUCUGGUGGAGUUGGAAAAGAUCUCCCCGGCUCAGCUGGCUCUAUUCCCAGAGUCAGUGCGUCACCUGAGGAAGAAGCAGGGCGCCGUGUGCUGGUGGAAGAACCAGAGCACGGGUCAAAGGUGGAGGACGUGUUCCAGAAGGAGAGAGAACGAGGAGAAAGACGGACAGGACACACAGCCGUCGCCGUCGCCGUCGCCGUCGCUCUCCCCUUCCUCCAGGUUCUGGAAGCAGAUGAGGUACCGUAUGCCGGUGAGGGGCAAGAGGGCGAUGUACCCCGAGAAGACGGCCCUGCUGAACGUGUGAUGAGGAAACGGACCAGAGAGAAGCUGGUUUCCAAUGCAAAUGUGUCACUGACAUUUCCAUUACAUACUGGUGUUGUCACUAAGCGGUUGACCUCUGGUGAUAUGAAAUGGAAGCGCCAAAACCUGCCAGUUGAGUCAAUAACCAUAGACCUCCAUGUAAAAAUGAACAACUUUGGGCCGAAAUAAAGGUGUUUACAGCUGUGUCGUCACUGCCAAGAUGGAGAUGGCCGUGGACGCCAACUUUGAGUCUCAAAACGUGUCUUCAGAAACGUAUGUUUGACACCACAGAGACCUUGUUCAUACAGUCUAUGAUCGUCAACAGAAGCUGUGAGGUUCACGCUCAAAAAGUUGCACCAAAAAGUACUCUGAGUGCAAAUGUCACCUCAUCAGGUAACAAAAUUAGAAACUAAAGAAAAGGUCUAAAUGUGCAUCUUUUCAAGAUGUCCACAAAGAACAGCGUAUGCUACUGGAAGAGUAACUGAUCAAGAAUAGGAGGAAGAUGCUUUGCUCAAAGACUGGUCACCUCUGAUGCGUCAGUACAGGACCUGUUGACAGGUGGAGACUGAAGAACAAUGUGGACAAAGAAGGACUGGUGAAGCCACAUGAGUGACUGUAAAAUGUACAUAUGUAUGAUGAAACGUGUAAAUAUGUGUAACAUAAAUAAAAUACAUUUCUACAGAGAGGAGCAGCAAACUGUGAGCUUUAUAUAAAAUGUAUUGCUGUGUAUUUACCAUUAUUGAAUCGCAGAUAAGGAAAAAUGUUUAUAAAUAUUCUGUCAAUAAAUGGAAAAUAUGCAAAAAUGAAACCCAUGUGGAAGGCUGGAAAGUUGUUUGUCUUUAAUAACCUACACAUGUCUUCUUUCUUCAACCUUACAUGUGGCCAAAUUGGAUCAAGGUCAUGAAAAAUAGCUCCCAAAGAUUUGAAAUAUUUUGUCCAAGUUACAUAAAGUAAUGUAAUAAUACACUUUACUGAAAGCUGGUCCAGUUGGUGUCUUUAAAGAUACUAUAAGAUUCGAACAAAGAUUGUAUUCUGAAGAUAGCUGUGUUUCAUAAAAUAUUACAAAAUCAAGAAAUCAAACAAGCAAACAAGCAUGAAUAUGAUACUCUGAAUAAAGUUGUU
This is a messenger RNA of Anoplopoma fimbria (sablefish), 3248 nucleotides long. Its product is annotated as interleukin-1 receptor type 1-like. The transcript has 12 exons. The record is from RefSeq and is a predicted model, not a curated record. Lineage: Eukaryota; Metazoa; Chordata; Actinopteri; Perciformes; Anoplopomatidae. The coding region runs from base 187 to 2130 and encodes 647 amino acids. Gene Ontology annotation, biological process: signal transduction. Gene Ontology annotation, molecular function: interleukin-1 receptor activity.